Talaromyces amestolkiae is the source of this 3828-nucleotide messenger RNA. RefSeq lists its product as uncharacterized. Gene Ontology annotation, molecular function: phosphorelay sensor kinase activity. The transcript is spliced from 5 exons. Lineage: Eukaryota; Fungi; Ascomycota; Eurotiomycetes; Eurotiales; Trichocomaceae. Bases 1 to 3828 code for a protein of 1275 amino acids. Gene Ontology annotation, biological process: phosphorelay signal transduction system; phosphorylation. The record is from RefSeq and is a predicted model, not a curated record.
AUGGCACCCACAUAUGAAGCGCUCGUCGCCCAUCGCGACGACCGCCGUUUCCGCGAGCUUUACCGCUAUUUUCAACCUGCGAACCCUGCCGCCCUACUCUAUCAACCCCAACCUGACCUACCUAACCCCUCAAUCAUUGCGGAGGACCCUCCGGACGCCAUACCUUCAGUCGAAGACAGCCCGGGCAUUCCACUAGCAGUGUCUUUGAUGCCCCCUGAAGAAAAUAUCUCGAGCCCUAAUACAAUAUUGACGUCGUUUGCACAGCUGGCUGCUCAMAAGUUGAAUGUGGAASGAGCCAUAAUAUGUGUAUUGGGUCGCGAUACAGAAUACAUUCUGGCUGAAGCCGCCCGUGUCGAGCAGACAAAUACUCAGAGUCUCUGGAUCGGAUACGGCAGUGACGGACGGUUUGGGCCUAAGUUAAAUCUGAACACUGUGGCACUGCCAGCAUCUACAAGAUCGAAUUAUCAAUUUCAAAUAGUCAACGACUUGGUCGCCGAUGAACGCUACGCAGACUUACCAUUUGUGGCUAACGAUCCUCAUUUCCGAUUCUACGCCGGCACUCCGUUGACAACCGAAAAUGGCAUCAAUAUCGGAGUGUUAUUUGUUCUCGACCCGGAACCUCGGCCAAAUGGAUUGAAUGAACAUGAAAAGGAAUCUCUGGGUUCAUUAUCACGCAUGUCUAUGGAUUUCCUCCGCGUCAGUCGCCAAGCUGCCGAAGGACAACGUGCUCUUCGUCUAUCGCGUGGUCUGAGCUGCUUUGUGGAAGGAAGUUCCAGUUUUGUAGACGGCCUCGGCUCACUUCCUUCCGGCUCUCGAUCUGGUUCUCAUCUCGACUCGCAUUCUGGCUCGCAUACCGGUUCGCAAGACUCACACAGUGGUUCUCAUCAUGGCUCCGCCAUCUCUUCCACCUCUGCCCGCUCGUCGGCGUCACCUCCAGCUGUUGGUAGUCCAACCACCCGGUCUCGGAGGUCAAGAGGGUCGCGAGGGUCGCGUGGGAGUAGCAUAGAUGUACGACCCAGCCGGUCACCAGGCCCGUCAUCAUCUGAAGGCAAGGAUACAGGAACUUCUUCAGACGUGACGACACCACUUCCCGAUUGGCUACUUCAUGGAACAAAGAGCUCCAAAGCUCGCUUGGCUGAUGAAAUGCACAACAAUCAUUGGACGUUCCGCCGUGCAGCGAAUUUGAUCCGCGAAAGUUUGGGAUUGAAUGGUGACGGCGGUGUCAUUUUCCUUGAAAAUAGCAACAUGCCAACGGACGCUGAAAAUGGACGGAUGGAAUAUUUCGAGGAAGCGGACAUUCCGGCCUCAGUACUAGGAGUAUCGACAAAUGAAGAGCCAUUUGCUCCCGAACCCGGAUGCAACGCAACAUGUCCUGCUGCAAAUACCGACCGACGAUUUCUUCAGAAUGUACUUCGUCGAUAUCCCAAGGGUAAAGUCUGGACUUUUCACCGGGAUCGAAGCUUGUUUGCCUCUUCCGAUGAUGAUGAGAAAAGUGCGAAUUCGCCAGUAUCGGCAGUCAGGACCCCCAAUACGCCUCCGGGUACCAGCAGAAAAUGGCGGGCAUCCGAAGCUACACAAUUGGCUAAAUAUUUCCCUGGCGCAAGCCAGGUUCUCUUUGUACCAUUGUGGAAUGCUGCGACUUCCCAAUGUCCCACCGUUGAAUUAGCAUCUAUCAUGGGUUUUGGGUAUUCAAUCAUGGCUGAAUUGAGUCGAUUGGAGUCUAUUAUAGCAGACCGACAGAAGGGCGACUUUAUCGGUAGUAUUUCUCAUGAGUUACGGAGCCCGCUACAUGGCAUUCUCGCGGCUGCAGAGUUCAUGGACGGCACAUAUAUGAACGAAUUUCAGAAAUCAUUGGUGGAAACUAUCAAUGCUUGUGGGCGGACGCUACUUGAUACAAUGAAUCAAGUGCUCGAUUUCAGCAAAAUUGUAUCGCUGGAAAAGAGUUGGCGACAGGUGAAGAAAGCUCGGCGAGAUCCAAAAGAGGAUACGAUGGACAAUAUCAAAGGAAUUGAUAGUAUGGCAGCACUACUCGAUACACAGACCUGCGAAGACAUCUGCUUGUUAGCAGAAGAGGUGAUUGAAGGAGUCUGUCUCGGUCAUGCGUAUGGUCGUUCGGCUGGCGGGUCUUCAGGAGUAUCGCGAACGCCUUCCAUGCCAUCAGGCGCCGGGUCCAGUUCAUUAUCUACUCCAGAUAGUGAGUCAAAUGGCGAAAUUCGCCCGGAAGUUGAGGUGAUUGUCGAUAUUCAGAAAGGAAACUGGAUUUACAAAACUCAGCCCGGUGCUCUUCGCCGGAUCAUCAUGAACAUUUUCGGUAAUGCGAUGAAAUAUACCGAUACUGGACAUAUCAUUGUACGUUUAGAGACCGUGAAGAGUGAAGACUCGUCGGCAAGUUCGAAGGUCCGAGAAGACUCUGACGAACUGGUUGUACUCACCGUUUCGGAUACAGGCAAGGGCAUAUCUGAAGAAUUUCUUCGGGCGCGCCUUUAUACCCCUUUUGCUCAGGAAGACACUUUGGCUGUAGGUACCGGUCUAGGUCUGUCGAUUGUACGCAGUAUCGUCAAGUCUCUUGGUGGUCAUAUCGGCAUUCGCAGUCGACCUGGAGAGGGAACAAGCGUCAAAGUCACCUUGCCUCUGUCUCGAGCGGGGCCUGAUGAUGGAGAAUCCCCUGUGUCGCGCCCUCACCCAUCAGUACCGGGUCAAGACCUGCAAAUCAUUCGUGAACGAUUCUCGGACAAGAAAGUUGCGAUACUAGGCUAUGACCCAGAAAAACCCACGACCAGCACAACUUCUGUACUUGCCAAGUAUGUCACUAACUGGUGUGGACUUACUAUUGUGCCGUGGCCUGCCUGCGCCGAGUCGGCAGAUCUGGUACUGGCUACGGAUAAGGAAGUAAACGAAGAGCUGAAACUUCGACAGACGAUCAAAGCUCGUGCGAUAGUCGUCAUCUGCAGUACCACGGUUGACUACGAUACCUACCGCUCGGCUUGGUCAAAACUGACCGAUGUUGUUGAGUUCUUCUACCGACCUUGUGGCCCAUAUAAAUUAGCUCGAAGUCUACUCCGGUGCUUCAAGCAGGCUGCGGCACUUCCGCCUUCACAGUAUGCCAACACUCUACAUCCAAGCUUGGUCGACCGCACACGCAUGGAGAUUCCGGACUUGAAGAGCGGUCAGACAGGACGCAGCAGUGUAGGAUCCGAGUACAACUCGACACCUUCACUGGGAGAUUUGCGGACCAGCAGUGAACCACGUCUUGAGUCUGCUCAGCCGGCUCUUGUUUCGCCAACGAUCGAAUUACCUCCUGAUAUGAUGGAUGAAGGAAUUCAUGGAAGGCGUUCGGCGCCUGCUGUACCGGCACUUGACCGUGGCGAAGGCCAUAUUGUACAUACGCUUCCAGAGGAUCAGGGAUUGUCGCUUAUACCUGCUAUACCAGACAAUGUCUUGGUGGUUGACGAUAACCAUAUUAAUCUUCGACUUCUAUUGACGUAUCUCAGUCGGCGAAACAUUGCUAAUUUGGAUUCGGCCGAGAAUGGAAAGAUGGCGGUGGAAGCAGUGGAGAAACGGAUGGAUGGGUAUGAUAUUAUAUUCAUGGAUAUAUCAAUGCCGGUGAUGAACGGCUUCGAAGCCACUCGAGCAAUUCGUUCACUGGAGAACGAGCGUGGCGAACGCCGMCCCGCCACGAUCAUUGCUUUGACUGGUCUCAGCAGUGCUCGUGAUGAGACGGAAGCAAUGACAUCUGGUGUUGAUCUCUUCCUGACCAAACCCGUGUCCUUGAAAGAAGUCUCACGACUCUUGGACGAGUGGCACCCCAAGUCACAAACGGAUAAUUAA